AUGCGACUAUUACCGGUAACUUAUAUCUGCGUUGGUAUCUUAACCUGUGUAGCAACAAGUCCGAUUACUUAUGAUGAUGUCAGAGGUACACCAUACACAGUCGGUUAUGAUCAUCGAGCAAUUACAAUUAAUGGUGUACGAACAAUGCUUAUAUCGGGUGCCAUACAUUAUCCUCGUUCAACACCAGCUAUGUGGCCAUAUAUAAUGAAAAUGGCUAAAAAUCAAGGUCUUAAUACAGUUCAAACAUAUGUAUUUUGGAAUCUUCAUGAACAAAAACAAGGUAUACUGGAUUUCACUGGUCGAGCUAAUUUAAGUGCCUUUCUUCAAGAAGCUGCCAAUGCUGGUCUAUUUGUUAAUUUACGUAUAGGCCCUUAUGUAUCUGCUGAAUGGACUUAUGGUGGAUUACCAGUAUGGCUUAAUCAAGUACCUAAUAUAUCAUUUCGUUCCAGUAAUGAUGCAUGGAAACGUUUAAUGCGUCAAUUUAUUUUGAAUAUUGUUGAUUAUGUAACACCUUAUCUUGCUAAGAAUGGUGGCCCAAUUAUUGUUGCACAAAUUGAAAAUGAAUAUGCUGGUGAUGAUCGCGCUUAUGUUGAUUGGUGUGGUACUUUAGUAAACAAUGAACUUUCAUCAACAGAAAUUCCAUGGAUUAUGUGCAAUGGUUUAUCCGCUAAUUCAACAAUUGAAACAUGUAAUUCAUGUAAUUGUUUGGAUGAUGGUUGGAUUGAUCAACACCGUCAAAUGUAUCCAGAUAAACCAUUGAUGUUCACUGAAAAUGAAGGAUGGUUUCAACAAUGGGGACAACCUAUUUCUAUUCGCAAAACAUCUGAUGUAGCUUAUUCAGUUGCUGAAUGGUUUGCCGGUGGUGGUGCUUAUCAUGCUUAUUAUAUGUGGCAUGGUGGAAAUAAUUAUGGACGAAUUGCAGCUUCUGGUGUGACAACAUUGUACGCUGAUGAUGUAUGUCUUCAUGCUGAUGGUACACCAAAUGAACCUAAAUAUACUCAAUUAAGUCGUCUUCAACAUAUAAUUGCUGAUCGUGCCGAAGUUUUAUUAAGUCAAGAUUCUAUUCGUACUACAAUACCUUAUUGGAAUGGAAAAGCAUGGGCAAAUGGUACUUCGCAAUUUGUUUAUUCAUAUCCACCUUCCACUCAUUUUGUUAUUAGUCAAGCUACUUCACCACUCUUUGUACUUUUUCGUAAUCAAAAUAUUUCAAUGAAUGAUCACUCUGUUCGAAUAUAUGAUGAUAAUAUGACUUUAUUAUGGUAUAGUGCUGAUUAUAGUGAUAUUGCCAGUAAUACUACUGAACUAGUUCCUGUUGUUGUCGGUCCACUUGAUUGGCAAACAUGGUCAGAAUCGUCAGUUAAAUCGAAUUUAUCAGUAAUCAGUUCUCCAAAUCCUAUUGGACAACUGAAUAUCACGAAUGAUGAAACUAUUUAUUUGUGGUAUCGUCGUAAUGUGACAUUAAAACAGGCAUCAGCAGAUACAAUAUUGAGAGUUCAAACACGUAUAGCUAAUGCCUUACUUUUCUUUUUGAAUGGACAAUAUUUAGGUGAAUUUGAUGAUCAUAAUCAUCAAGCAGGUAGUGCAGAAGCUUUUAUUGUAUUGGAUCUGUCACAUUUCAAUUCAAAUCAACAAUAUUUAUUUGAAAUUCUUUCGAUUUCAUUUGGACUUUUCAGUGGUGUGUAUGCAAAUACUUUUGAACAGAAAGGCAUUGAUGGUAAUGUAUGGCUUGACGGACAAUUAUUAUUAGAUAAUACAACCGAAACAAAUUUUUGGAACCAUCAAAAAGGUUUAAUUGGUGAAUAUCUUCAAAUUUAUACUGAACAAGGUUCAUCUAAAGUUGAUUGGGAUACCCAAUGGACAAAAGGUAUUAAUCAACCAAUAACAUGGUUUCAAGCACGAUUUGAUUUGGAUCAUCUUAUACGAGAAGAUAAAAAUGCUAAUCCGAUUUUACUUGAUGCUCUAGGUCUUAAUCGUGGUCAUGCAUUUAUUAAUGGAAAUGAUCUUGGUCUUUAUUGGUUAAUUCAAGGUAUUUGUGAAAAUAACCAGCCGUGUUGUUGUCAGCAUGCUCAAACUAAUUGUUUAAAACCGACUCAACGUUAUUAUCAUAUUCCACCUGAUUGGCUAAGGCCGAAAAAUAAUUUAAUUACAAUAUUUGAUGAUUUAGGUGCACCAUCACCUGGAUCAGUUGGUCUAGUACAACGUGUUGUUAAAAGCUCAAAAAUAAACGAUUUUUUUCUAUAA
Messenger RNA from Didymodactylos carnosus, 2241 nucleotides. NCBI's taxonomy places the organism in Eukaryota, Metazoa, Rotifera, Eurotatoria, Philodinida, Philodinidae. The record is from the annotation of a GenBank genome assembly.